CAUUUUAAAAUCUCUAAAAAUUUGAGAAAAAAUGUCCUUGCCGCGAGUUUUCUUUGACAUAACCGCUGAUGGGGAGAAACUUGGACGUGUGAUAAUCGAAUUGCGUUCAGACAUAGUUCCAAAGACGGUGGAAAACUUUCGCGCCCUGUGCACUGGAGAAAUGGGUUUCGGCUAUAAGGGCUGUCCAUUUCAUCGGAUUAUACCAAAUUUUAUGUGCCAAGGUGGCGAUUUUACUAAUCAAAAUGGGACUGGGGGCCGCUCCAUCUAUGGCCACAAGUUCCCAGAUGAGAACUUUGAGCUGAAACACUCGGGACCAGGAACCAUAUCAAUGGCAAAUGCUGGACCCAAUACUAAUGGCUCGCAGUUCUUUAUAUGCUUUGGAAAGACCACAUGGCUGAACAACAGGCACGUUGUCUUUGGCAAGGUCAUCGAUGGCAUGGAUAUCAUACGAAAGAUGGAAUCGAUGGGCUCGAAUUCUGGCAAGACAUCUAAGAGGGUUAUUAUCGAGGACUGUGGCGACGUAUAAAGUGAAAUUAUAAAUACACAACGUUUCAAAAGUUAAACUAAAAUAUAAUAUU
Drosophila grimshawi is the source of this 578-nucleotide messenger RNA. RefSeq names its product peptidyl-prolyl cis-trans isomerase. Gene Ontology annotation, biological process: protein peptidyl-prolyl isomerization; protein folding. Gene Ontology annotation, molecular function: peptidyl-prolyl cis-trans isomerase activity. The transcript has a single exon. Lineage: Eukaryota; Metazoa; Arthropoda; Insecta; Diptera; Drosophilidae. Gene Ontology annotation, cellular component: intracellular membrane-bounded organelle. The coding region runs from base 32 to 526 and encodes 164 amino acids. The record is from RefSeq and is a predicted model, not a curated record.